Molecule: messenger RNA, 2483 nt
Organism: Dicrocoelium dendriticum
Lineage: Eukaryota; Metazoa; Platyhelminthes; Trematoda; Plagiorchiida; Dicrocoeliidae
Source: the annotation of a GenBank genome assembly
CACGGCAAACUUCUGCGUAUCUUCAUUGGCAAGAAGAAUGUCGAUCGAUCUUUGGAGGCUUUGGUUGAGUUCGAAUCAGUUGAUGAGGCAAAAAAAGCGAAAGAACACUUGGACGGUGCAGACAUAUACUCAGGCUGUUGCAGCCUUACUGUGUCCUUCUCCAAGCUGCAGAAAGUCCAUGUAACUAAGAACGAUACAGAAUCAUGGGAUUUUACAGGUGCCACUGCAAAUCUUGAAGGCCCAUUGGGUAGUGUACCUGGCCAGCGAACGUUGUUGGGCCCGGUUGCCCCGCCUGUUGUGGUGCAACCAGCAUUACCAGUACCCAAUCCUGUUCUCGCGCCUCCUGUCCCUCCACCGGCUCCUGUCCCCGCCUACGCUCCGGCUGUUCCCAUCCCACCGAUGAUGCCUUAUCCGAUGCAACAACCGUCGCCUUACUGUCAGAUGCCGUCUUAUGCUCCUCCUCCGCCCAUGUAUCCCAUUCCCCCGGGUCAUCCGUACAGCACUCCUGCCCAGUAUCCCGCAUAUUACGCUACAACGACUGCAACCACUCCUUCUUUACCAGUUGUGCGCUCUACGACGCAAAAUUACACUCAAAAACCGACGCAAGUCUCUAUCCUUCCCACACCACCCCCGGUCCAUCAAGUAACGCCUGGAGGUAUCGGCGUUGGUCAUGCUACAUCUAACCUGAACGCCAGCUCUGUGACAGCCCGCCAGUCUGACUUAUCUCUUUUCGAGUCUGUGGAAGGUGUCGUUCUAAUGGCGUGCAAUCUACCACCAACGUUGAACUGCGACCACUUGUUCAACCUCAUCUGUCUCUAUGGAAAUGUCGCUCGCAUCAAAUUUUUGAAGACCCGCCGUGGCUGCGCAAUGAUCCAGGUUGGUAACGCUGAGACCGCCGACUUCAUCCAUCGUUAUUACAACGGUGUUUCUAUUUUCGGCCACGUCAUUCAAUUCUACCAUAGCAAACAAAGGGAGCUCACAGAGCAUGAAAAUCUCGGGACUCUUGAUGAUGGGUCUCCGGUCAUGAAAAAUUAUAUGAUGGAUCCGAAUAAUCGCUUCCGAAAUGCAGUUGUCGCUGCGAAAAGUCGUAUACUGGAGCCGUCUCGUACAUUGCACUUCUUCAACGCUCCCCUCAACUUUUCCCCCGAGGACAUAUGUCGAGUGUUCAGUGAAUCUGGCUCAUCUUGUCCACCGCGCGUGGUUCUGUUCAAUGCUAAACCUGGCCAAAAAACAUCUCUCGAUGGAAUACGAUGAAUCAGCGGAAAACCCGGUCAUUGAUCGUUUUGCGCCGCUUAUCGCACUUGAGGUUCUCGGUCGCCCCUUCGUCACUGAUUGUUUCUGUGCUGGCCUUCGGGUGGCCCUUUGGUCAACAUCCUGAUCAAGCCAAGCUGACGGAUGAGACGACGAGGCAGCUGUUUGCUGAAGCGUUACGGUCGUUGCGUGCGCAGGAUUUUCCUCAAGCGGAUCGGCUUUUUCACAGUGUGUUGCAGCACCUAUACACGUCUCACCAAAGUGGCAUCAUCACCGAGUCUGACUAUGUGGAGCAGCGAGCAAGAGUGUACUCGGAGAUGGCGAACGUCAAUUUGGCAAUGGGCAGGCACGCCGAGGCCGAACGUUUAAUCAAGCAGACUAUUCAAGAUGUCACGGCUCGUGGGAUUCCGUUGGAUAGUUCAAUGGUUGUUGAAUUGUCUCUCAAGCUGGCAAUCAUCUAUCAGCACCUGGAAAUGCCGAAGGAGGCUUCUGUGGGCUUUAACUACUGCAUAAACACUCAGGAGGACAAACUUCGGCGACCGCUGGAUCCGAGACAGAAGUUCGAGGAGCUGGCCUUGUUAGGCAUGUCCCACAACUACUUCGCCAAAUUUCUUUUUCACGUUGGACGUUCCGAUGUUGCUCUACGGCACGCCAAACGCGCAUUGGAGAUGGCUCACCAAAUUUAUGCCCCGACUCAUCCGAAUUGUCUCAACCUGCAUUGUGAUAUCGCCGUCAUUUUGCUCAAUCUUGGACGAGUAGAUGAAGCUCGGGCGUACUUGACCAGGGCACAGGAAUUAGCCGAGGAACAAUUCGCCGAACAAUCAAUACCGAACCGGGAUGAGAUUCGCACAUGUUUGGUUCACAUUCUCUUGCAACGGAUCGAUCUGGAAGCUAUGCAUGAUAACUCUUCAUCCUAUGCAGGGAAUCUGAUCCGAAGGGUUGAAGGCAUGCUGCAAACAUUUGACGUUCCUCUCGAUCUACGAGAUCAGUACGAACGACUCCGUGUGAAAGUUGACGUGGAAUCCUAAUUGUUCGGUCUACUUCUGUCCAGGUGCCACUUGUAUAUUCAGCCAACCGUCAGAUUCGUCUCCGGACCUGUUAAUAUGCACACUUGCAUGCAAAUUGUGCCUUUGCAAAAUUGAAGCUCCAUUGGAAGAAGUGUUGCGCUUGCUAAAUCUCCUCACACUUGUACAAUUAUUACUCACUGUCUGAUGGAGUAAAUGUCUAUUUUU